Molecule: messenger RNA, 1364 nt
Organism: Larimichthys crocea (large yellow croaker)
Lineage: Eukaryota; Metazoa; Chordata; Actinopteri; Sciaenidae
Product: claudin-10
Exons: 5
Coding region: 254-1186 (310 amino acids)
Cellular component (GO): bicellular tight junction; membrane
Molecular function (GO): structural molecule activity
Source: RefSeq, a predicted model, not a curated record
ACAAAUACAAGUUAUUUUAUUUGUCUGUCAGUGUCAUCAUCAAUUAUAAAUCUUGUGUCAUUCAAGGUUAUGAUGAGGUUUUUCCUAGUUUCGAGCAUGUGCCAUUUUCUUGUUCACGUUGUUAAGACUUUGACCGUCCAUCUGAAGUGUGAGCUAAACAAAACUGAACCCAUGCUGGUAGCCUUGUGUGUGUCAUACCAACAACAAACACAUUACCAAGUGACCCUCAUCGUUCAAGGCAAAACAUGUGGUGAUGUACACAAACCACAUUCAGCCUUUUGCGUGUUUGUGUUUCCGUCUGCCACUGAGGAAGGAACUUUCAGGGCAGACAUUGCUGGACGGUAGCUGCUGUGCCAUUCCUCUGAUUUGCCUUUUCUCUGUCUGGAGGCUCAACUUUGAAGCGAUCAUGAGCUACAGGACUGUGGUGAUGUACAUGGAGAUCGUCUGCUUUAUAAUCUGCGUAACUGGAUGGAUCCUGGUCUGUUCCACCAUGCCCACGGAGAUCUGGACUUGGUCUGAAGUAGACAGCAUAGUCCUGACCACAUCUAACUACUUCUCCAACCUGUGGAAGGACUGUAUAUCUGAUUCAACUGGAGUAUCUGACUGCAAGGGAAUUCCAUCAAUGCUUGCACUAAACUGGGACAUUCACAUGUGCCGAGCUCUCAUCAUCAUCUCCAUUAUCCUGUCUUUCUUUGGAUCAAUUCUGGUCUUAGUGGGAAUGAAGUGCACUAAGAUCGGGGGAACAGAGAUUAUUAAUGCGAGAGUAACCUUUGCCGGGGGCAUGAACUACCUUAUUGGAGGGUUGUGUUCUAUGGUUGCUUUCUCCUAUUAUGGAAACAAAAUUAGAGCAGAAUUCCAGGACCCUAACUUCAAGCCUCAGAGGUUUGAAAUAGGCGUUGGCGUCUUUAUCGGCUGGGGAGGCUCCACCUUACUUGUUGCCGGAGGCCUUGUUUACAGUAUCUUUGCAGGGAAAGAAGGGUGCCACUCAAGCUCAGAAAGACAUCCCACCUACCAGUUCCCUGACGCCUACGCAGUUGUUCCGGCAAAAAAGAGCAUCGCACCUUCGGCUUCGGAGAUUAGCGAGAGCAGAAAAUCAAGGACCACCACCACCAGUGGCAGCAGAGUCAGCAGCAUCUCUGGAAUCACCACUACCACCAAGUCGUCAGUUAAAACUGAAUAUGUGUGACCUCUUGGUGGAAAGAAUUCUGUGUUUCUAUACCUUUUGACUUGUCAUAGCAGGAAAAGCACAGGCGCUACAAAGAACAUUAACGAUGGCUCUGGUCUAUUCAAGUGUCCCCGUAAGCCGUGACAGUGAGCCGACAUGCACAAUAGCAUAAAUGCAAAUCCAGCCAUGAUUGGCUGUG